Penicillium soppii is the source of this 264-nucleotide messenger RNA. RefSeq lists its product as uncharacterized. The transcript has a single exon. The coding region runs from base 1 to 264 and encodes 87 amino acids. Lineage: Eukaryota; Fungi; Ascomycota; Eurotiomycetes; Eurotiales; Aspergillaceae. The record is from RefSeq and is a predicted model, not a curated record.
AUGGCCUCUCUAGGCUUUGACUACCUUAUGGACUCGGAGUCCAAGUCUAAUGCCGAGCGCGAGCCGGAGAUCAUUCUGGAGACCCAGCCGGACCCUGAUUUGCCAACCCAGCCGCUACCACUACUGCCACAACCAAUCGGAUCACCCAGUAUGAGCGCUCAGUCCAUCGAGACCCAUCUUCGUUUGAGUAUGCACUCGCGCAGGAAGACAGUCGUGGUCGGGGUCGUGGUCGUGGUCGGGGUCGUGGUCGUGGUCGGGGAGUAG